Messenger RNA from Brassica napus (rape), 576 nucleotides. RefSeq lists its product as uncharacterized. The record is from RefSeq and is a predicted model, not a curated record. The transcript has a single exon. Bases 1 to 576 code for a protein of 191 amino acids. NCBI's taxonomy places the organism in Eukaryota, Viridiplantae, Streptophyta, Magnoliopsida, Brassicales, Brassicaceae.
AUGUCAGUGUUCACGUGGCCAGACAUCUCUCACCUCUCCGUCUCAAGGCCGGAGCUUAUCAAUGUUCUGAGGCAGAUGGGCCAGUAUGUCAAGUGGCCUCAGAAGAUGAAAGCCCCAGACUCUUUGCGGAACCCUGGCUUCUGGUGCGACUUCCACCGAGACCACGGUCACAAAAAGGAGGACUGCAUCGCACUAAAGAUCAAGGUCAACGAGCUGCUUAAGAAAGGGCACCUCAGGGAGUUCCUUUCCGAGAAGGCCAAGAGCCAUCUAAGCAAGGAGACAACGGGUAAGCCCACUGAAGCUGCUCCCGUCUCGCCACCGCGACAGGACCGAGUGAUCCAUGUCAUCUCGGGCGGUUUGGAAAUCUGCGGAAUAAGCCAUGCAGCCGUGACGAAAAGCACCUGGAACGCCAAGCACGGCCUAGAGGCAGCCAAGCCAAAACGCCUGCUCCUAGGGACGGACGAAAUAAGUUUCAUGGCCAAGGGGCAGAAGAAAGUCCUCACUCCUCACUACGACUCCCUGGUUAUCUCCGCUCACUGUAGCGAACUGCCUGGUAAAAAGGAUACUGGUAGAUAA